Messenger RNA from Neurospora hispaniola, 2246 nucleotides. Its product is annotated as putative tailless complex polypeptide 1. The coding region runs from base 282 to 1982 and encodes 566 amino acids. Gene Ontology annotation, molecular function: ATP-dependent protein folding chaperone; ATP hydrolysis activity; ATP binding. The transcript is spliced from 3 exons. Gene Ontology annotation, cellular component: chaperonin-containing T-complex. NCBI's taxonomy places the organism in Eukaryota, Fungi, Ascomycota, Sordariomycetes, Sordariales, Sordariaceae. Gene Ontology annotation, biological process: protein folding. The record is from RefSeq and is a predicted model, not a curated record.
GCUUUGCCUGCCAGCACCUCAGCGCCUGAAGUUCAGAACAGAGAGGGGCCCGGCGGUCGGGCGAAGCUCUGAGAAUCGAGAUUGCUUGGAUUCCACAUUUGGCGUGCUGUUGCUGCUGGAGCUUCCAUCCCGCCUUUCACAGUUAACCGUUGACCGUUGUGCGAACCUACCCACCUUCCUGACCUAAACCCAGCUUUUCGAUCGUCUGUUUCCCCUCGCCCCUCGACGACGACGACGACGACGACGGCCGUAAUCCAUUCGCAUUCCACACACAUCUAACCAUGGCUUCCAUGUUCGCCCAGUCGGGCAGCGGCACCCUUUUCCUCGGCGGCCAAAAGAUUUCCGGUGCUGAUAUCAGAGACCAGAAUGUCAUCGCUACACAAGCUAUCGCAAAUGUCGUCAAGAGCUCCUUCGGCCCCAGCGGUCUCGACAAGAUGAUGGUCGAUGAUAUUGGUGAUGUUACGGUUACAAACGAUGGCGCUACUAUCCUCAGCUUGCUCGACGUCGAGCACCCCGCCGGCAAGAUCCUCGUCGACCUUGCGCACCAACAAGAUAAGGAGGUUGGCGAUGGCACAACAUCAGUCGUCCUGAUCGCGGCCGAGCUGCUCAAGAGAGGAAACGACUUGAUGAAGAACCGGAUACACCCCACAACCAUCAUCACCGGCUACCGUCUGGCCCUCAGGGAGGCGGUCAAGUACAUGAAAGAGCACAUCAGCAUCAAGGUCGAGAACCUCGGUCGCGAGUCCCUCCUCAGCAUCGCCAAGACCUCCAUGUCCAGCAAGAUCAUCGGCGCCGAUUCCGACUUCUUCGCCAACAUGGUUGUUGACGCCAUCCAGGCCGUCAAGACCACCAACAACAAGAACGAGACCAAGUACCCCGUCAAGGCGGUCAACAUUCUCAAGGCCCACGGCAAGGGCGUUACCGAGUCGAUGCUCAUCAAGGGCUACGCCCUCAAUUGCACUGUCGCCUCCCAGGCCAUGACCACCCGUGUGACAGACGCCAAGAUUGCUUGCUUGGAUAUCAACCUUCAGAAGGAGAGGAUGAAGCUUGGUGUUCAAAUUACAGUCGAUGAUCCCCAGCAGCUCGAGGCCAUCCGCGCGCGUGAGUCCGGCAUGAUCAUUGAGCGCGUCGAGAUGAUUCUCAAGGCGGGCGCAAACGUCAUUCUGACGACAAAGGGUAUCGAUGACAUGGUUCUCAAGCUUUUCGUUGAAAAGGGCGCUAUGGCUGUGCGCCGCUGCAAGAAGGAGGAUCUUCGUCGCAUCGCCCGUGCCACCGGCGCCACCCUCCUCAGCACUCUUUCCGAUCUCAACGGCGACGAGAAGUUCGAGCCCUCUUACCUCGGUCACGCCGAGGAGGUUGUGCAGGAGCGCAUUUCCGACGACGAGUGCAUCUUGAUCAAGGGUACCAAGGUUCACUCUUCGGCUUCCAUCAUUCUCCGUGGCCCCAACGACUUCACCCUCGACGAGAUGGAGCGCUCGGUUCACGACAGCUUGUGCGCCGUUAAGCGUACUUUGGAGAGCGGCAGCAUUGUGCCCGGUGGUGGCGCGGUCGAGACGGCUCUGCACAUUUACCUGGAGGAGUACGCCGGUACUGUCGGUUCCAGGGAGCAGCUCGCCAUUGGUGAGUUUGCCCAAUCGCUACUCGUUAUUCCCAAGACCUUGGCCGUCAACGCCGCCAAGGACGCCUCCGAGCUUGUCGCCCAACUACGAUCGAGGCACGCUCUGUCGCAGCGCAUCCAAGAGGGUGAGGCGAACGAGGACGAGAAGAUUGUUGCCCGUAAGAAGGCCUACAAGAACUACGGUCUUGACCUGAUGAAGGGCAAGGUUGUGGACGAGAUCAAGGCCGGCGUUAUGGAGCCCAGCAUGAGCAAGAUCACGCAACUGAAGAGUGCGGUAGAAGCAUGCAUCAGCAUCAUGCGUAUCGAUACCCUCAUCAAACUCGACCCUGAACAGAGGCCUGAGGAUGAUGGACACGACCACUAAAGGGGUUGUUGAGAUUUGUUAGAUGUUGCCAUGUAGUUUGGGAGUACAUAAUGUAUAGAAACUCUGGAAACUACCCAGCAUGAUAUCAAGUCUGUGUACGUCAUCUGCUUUUCCCUGUCAUGAUUUACUUGCGUUGCGCGGUUACGCAAGGCGAGCUGUCCCUGGCAUCCUAAACAUCACUGACUGGGGGAGUGCAUUUCAACCCUAACCCUGCUCAGGGGUAAACCGAGUUCAAUGUCAAACUUGCAUGAUUAUUCGACCUUA